Emiliania huxleyi CCMP1516 is the source of this 264-nucleotide messenger RNA. RefSeq lists its product as hypothetical. Gene Ontology annotation, cellular component: nucleus. Gene Ontology annotation, biological process: ribosome biogenesis. The record is from RefSeq and is a predicted model, not a curated record. The annotation marks the transcript as partial. The transcript has 2 exons. NCBI's taxonomy places the organism in Eukaryota, Haptophyta, Isochrysidales, Noelaerhabdaceae. Gene Ontology annotation, molecular function: ATP binding; nucleic acid binding.
GGCUCGGGCAAGACGUACGCGUACGGCGUCCCGCUGGUGCAGAGGCUCCUCGCGCUCGGCCCGGCCAGGAUAGGCACCUUUGGCCUCGUGCUCGUCCCGACGCGCGAGCUCGCGGUGCAGAGCCUCGAGGCGCUGCAGGGCCUCACGCGCCCCUUCCCGUGGCUGGUGACUGGCUCCGUGAUGGGCGGCGAGAGCCGAAAGAGCGAAAAGGCGCGGCUGGAGCGAGGUGGGGGAGGCAUGAGUGAACGCAUGACGAGCCAAUGA